Molecule: messenger RNA, 192 nt
Organism: Clunio marinus
Lineage: Eukaryota; Metazoa; Arthropoda; Insecta; Diptera; Chironomidae
Source: the annotation of a GenBank genome assembly
AUGAAAUUACUGUUCGAUGAAUUCUUUUGCGGCAAGUUUUAUGCGGUCAGCGGUCAAUCCAUUCGCAAUAUUUUUAUGAUUAUUUGCUUGUGCUUCUUCCACAUAUCAAUUGGUGACAUUAGUCCGUUACAUCCCACCAUGACUCAAAUUACCUUGCAAACAUUUAACUGUGUUCAUGAAUCUAAUGCAUGA